This is a messenger RNA of Culex pipiens pallens (northern house mosquito), 3075 nucleotides long. RefSeq names its product homocysteine-responsive endoplasmic reticulum-resident ubiquitin-like domain member 2 protein (gene Herp). The coding region runs from base 603 to 2321 and encodes 572 amino acids. NCBI's taxonomy places the organism in Eukaryota, Metazoa, Arthropoda, Insecta, Diptera, Culicidae. Gene Ontology annotation, biological process: endoplasmic reticulum unfolded protein response. Gene Ontology annotation, molecular function: protein binding. The record is from RefSeq and is a predicted model, not a curated record. The transcript is spliced from 4 exons.
UGGACCGUCGUCGUCGCCGUGACUUCAUAGUGAGCGCAGAUCAACCGAGGAAAAAAAAGACACUGAUUUGCUGCGGCCACCGCCGUCGCCGAGCUUCGUGUGUAAAUAGUGUCGUCGUAGACCCAGGAAGUGGCACCAGCCGUCAAGUGACCCGAAACCGAAUCGGAACCGUGACCAAGAGCGGAAGCCAGUUCGUGGUGGAAUCGAAGGUUGAUUGUGACGGGAGAGUGAAAAUUGCGUUGAAAAAAAAAAACAGUGCGAAGAAGGCAAAAACCUUUCGGAGAAAAUUUUUCGUGGCUCUGUGGCAAAGGAGAGGAAAAUUUCGGUGGCAGGUUGCUGGUGGAGGAAGAGGUUUGGCCAGUGAAAGGUGGUGUGGGCAAACCCUGCAUCGCAACUGGUGAAAGGCCCCGUCACACCCCUUUCUCUGACGUGACCCAGACCGCAAUCUUCGUCGGAGGAGGAACAAAGAAUCUGGCCGUGAAGAGGUACUAAAUUUAGACCCGAGGUCGGAACAUAUUGUUGUUCUUUCCCCGCGGAAGGGGACCAUCCGAGUCAGCACCUCCUGGGCCACGCACCAUCGCUGUGCGGCUGCCGAUUGCAUCAUGGAUUUGGACAUUACGCUCAUCGUGAAGGCCUCGAACCAGCAGUUCGAGGACCAGACCAUCAAGUGCGAACCGUCGUGGACCAUCCGGCGGCUCAAGUCGCACCUGACCGAGGUGUACCCCGGGAAACCUAGCACCGACGAGCAGAAGCUGAUCUACUCCGGCCAGCUGCUGGGUGACAGCAUCGUACUGAAGGACAUUUUGCGGCACUACGAUGGUCAAAAGACCCACACCGUGCAUCUAGUGUUUACGCCGAAAAACAAUCGAUUCCAGAAGGAGUUUAGUUAUGCCAGCGGUAGCAGCUCGUCGAGCAGCGCCAGCAACAGAAACAUGCCCCCGAAAGUGAACGAAACGACAGCGCCGGCCGGUUCUGGCAGCAGCAGCAGCUCUUCGAUGCCGGCCGGCUCGGAUAUUGGCGCUGAUGGGUUGCGUCAGCGAAAUGUUGGACAGACCUCCGGUGGAACCGCCCCGGCACCGGUUGCCACAGGUUGUCCAACCACACCCGCGACCAACAACUUCAUGGAACAUCAUCUGGCCAUGCAGAACCUGAUGCAGCAGGCCUACAUGCAGUAUCUGAACCAGUACAUGAAUGUGAUAUCCGGACAAACCAAUGCUCAAGCCCUGUACGCGAGUGCCCCCACAAAUCUUCCAGCGUCUCCAGCCACCGCCGCCCUGCAGCCACAACCAAGCGUUCAGAUGGCCCAAGCCGCCAUCCCGCCCCAGCCAAUCGUCGCACAAACGCUCCCCAAUCUGGCCUACUAUCCCUACCUGCCCACGAUGAACUCCCCGAUGCCCCCGAUGGCCAGCAGCAUUCCAGCCCCGAUCACGUCCAGCGGAACGAUCCCGACCAGCAGUUCAGCUUCGGCGCCCGCAGCUACGCCGGCCGGUCCCUCUAGUCAACCUCUGGCCGCAGCCGGUCCAAGCACCUCACCUCAAGUCGCCGCCGCGCCUCAGCCAGCGGGAACUAGCGCGACCGAUGGAACGCAGGCUGGGCAGACGGCGACGGUGGCACCGCAGGUUGACAAUGCAAAUGCGGCUCCUGGUGGCGCCGCGGGUGGUGCAGCAGCGGGGGCGGCGCCCGCUGCCGCUCGGAGGUUCCCUAAUAUUGUCGUCGAGGAGCAGGAGAACCGUGACUGGUUGGACAUCUUCUUCAGUCUGUGUCGCGUCGGCAUCCUGAUGACCGUGGUGUACCUCUACUCAUCGCCGGUGCGGUGUCUGACGGUGCUGUUUAUCGGGAUUGCACUUUACUUGUACCAAAUUGGCUUCUUCCGCACCAACGACCCUAUGGAGCGGGCCCGCCGCAUCGUUGUCCAGGAGAUCAACAACGCGCACGGAAUCCGGCAGAACGCCGCCUUGCGAGCCCGGGUGGCCCGCCAGGUGGCAGCGGCCGCCGCCGUCGGGGGAGCAGCAGCCGCAGCACCGGCAGGCCAGCAAGUGGCUGAAGCCGCGGAACCGAACGCCGCUAGUCCAGCCGGUGAAACCGCCGACCAGACAGAUUCGGCAAAGGCCGCGGCUCCAACAACUCCGGAGGGCGAGAACAACCCGGUGGAAGGGACGGCCGACGGUGGCGAAACGGCACCACUGGUUGAGGCGGUGGAAGGGCAGACGGGGGUGGUUCCGGAAGCCAAUCGCGUAAACAUAAACGACGUUGCUGGAUUUUUGCGAACGCUGGUGCUGUCAUUUUUCACGUCGAUUAUCCCCGACACACCCGCUGCCUAAGAAUAAAUUGGAGCGCGGAUCGUUACGAAAAAUUAUGUUGCUUGUGUUGACGAAAAAAUCGAUUUAGCUUUUUGAUCUGAUUGAUUUUUGUUGGUAGUUUUUCGAGGAUCACUAAAUUUGUCAGCACAGCGCAAAAAAAAAACGAUGAAAUUUGUUGAAAUGGCUUAAAUUUAUACACACGAUUGUUUUAUACGUUUUAAACUGCUUCUCAUUUAUUACCUAUUAUUCGAGUUUUAAAGGAGAAGCAACAGCCGGCAGCAAAAAGUCUUUGAUAACUUUCCAGACGUUUUGUUGAAAAUGUAGGACGUAACGUAUAAAGGUACACAUUAAGUUAGAAUAGUUUUACAAAAAAAAAAAAAAGAACAGAACCAACCCGUAGUACGGAAGGUUCAUUUAGAACACGCUGUAGAAACGAGCAAAUCCCAAACCCCUUUUUGAGUCCACACCAUCUUAUCGAAAGCUUUAAUGUUCUGAAAACCAACGUACUGUAGAGCGGCGGUGACGCUUUCGGAAUGUUCAGCACAGUAGCGUCGGAACGUAUGGUAGAAAUGCACGUCUUUUGCACGACCGCAAAUGUUUACACUUUUUCGUUUAGAAACACACGCCUGCUCUAUUCUAUCCCUGGCCGCGGACUAUCUCCGUUGUGGCUAAAGUGUAUUUUCUUUGUGUAAAUUAUUAAAUGUCUCUGUAAUAUACGGUUUAACAAUGUUAUCGAUUUAAAUGAUAAACUUGAUAAUAAAUUUAUUUAUAUUCA